AUGAAGAGUUUAUGUGAGUGCUUGAAAUUCUACGAGGCCGAGCAGACCCGCAGGCCACCGGACUCGCCGACGCCCGACCACCGCACGCCCCAAGCACCACUAAUCGUCUCCACCAGACCCAUAGCCCAGUCAAACCCCAGUGAGACCCCAGCGCGACCCCAAUCAGACCCAUCGAUCGAAGCCUGGGCGAGAAGCAGCAUCGGAGACAGGCUGGAGAACAAUAAAAUGCCAUUCCAGGCGACCCGCGAGUGCAGCCCAUUAGCCAUCGAGACGCCCUCGCGGCCUCCCUCGCCCGCACCAUCUCGGGAGGCGCCCUCUGCAUCCACAUCACCUGCUCCACCUGGCCUCACCCACCUUGGGCCAUUUCAUCCAUCCUUCUCCGCCUCACCCACUUCCCUCGCCUCACCCAACACCCUCGCCUCACCCAACACCCUCGCUUCACCCAACACCCUCGCUUCACCCACCUCCCUCGCUUCACCCAACACCCUCGCCUCACACACCUCCCACGCUUCACCCAGCACCCUCGCUUCACCCACCUCCCUCGCUUCACCCAACACCCUCGCUUCACCCACCUCCCUCGCCUCACCCAGCUCCCCCGCAGCGCCUUCUUCGGGUUACCGGGCGAGGCAAGUGGUGGAAUCCAUACGCCACGUCUCUCAAUAA
Penaeus indicus is the source of this 663-nucleotide messenger RNA. RefSeq lists its product as uncharacterized. The record is from RefSeq and is a predicted model, not a curated record. Lineage: Eukaryota; Metazoa; Arthropoda; Malacostraca; Decapoda; Penaeidae. The transcript has 3 exons. Bases 1 to 663 code for a protein of 220 amino acids.